GCGCUUGCGCAGAACCUCCGCACACCACAUUCCCCGCUUCUGCUCGCUCCUAGAGUGUAGGCAAACAUCCGCAAGAGAAAUUCUUGAUUUCUUCAUUUUUCUCGACUCAAAUUUGCAAGUAUACGCGCUUUUUAUGUGUCCAUUCCUCUGUAGGAGUGAUAAUUUGGUCGCCAAUCUGCAUUAAUCCCCAGUGCAAUAGAUGCUGAUUCCCUCACCAUGGCAACAGAGGACAAGAAACCAGAGACUGAUACCAAACCUCCAGUUAUUCCAUCAGCCAGCCAAAGCAAGUCUGCUCCUGCAAAGCCAAACUACAGCUUGAAAUUCACACUAGCGGGACACACUAAAGCCGUGUCCUCUGUCAAAUUCAGCCCAAGUGGAGAAUGGCUCGCCAGCUCUUCUGCUGAUAAACUCAUCAAAAUCUGGGGAGCCUAUGAUGGCAAGUUUGAGAAAACCAUAUCUGGACAUAAACUUGGAAUAUCGGACGUGGCCUGGUCUUCUGACUCCAACCUCCUGGUGUCUGCGUCCGAUGACAAAACCCUGAAGAUCUGGGACGUCAACUCUGGGAAGUGCUUAAAAACUCUGAAAGGUCACAGCAACUACGUGUUCUGCUGCAACUUCAACCCGCAGUCCAACCUCAUCGUGUCGGGAUCAUUUGAUGAGAGCGUACGGAUAUGGGACGUGAAGACCGGGAAGUGUUUGAAAACGUUGCCGGCUCAUUCUGAUCCUGUGUCCGCUGUCCAUUUCAACAGGGACGGCUCCCUGAUAGUUUCCAGUAGCUACGACGGCCUCUGUCGAAUCUGGGACACGGCGUCCGGGCAGUGUUUAAAGACUCUCAUUGACGAUGACAAUCCUCCCGUGUCGUUUGUGAAGUUUUCUCCCAACGGGAAAUACAUCCUGGCUGCUACUCUGGAUAACACGCUCAAGCUGUGGGACUACAGCAAAGGAAAGUGCCUGAAGACGUACACGGGCCAUAAAAACGAGAAAUACUGCAUAUUCGCUAACUUCUCUGUCACCGGGGGGAAGUGGAUCGUGUCGGGCUCGGAGGACAACAUGGUUUAUAUCUGGAACCUGCAGACGAAGGAGAUCGUGCAGAAGCUCCAGGGCCACACAGACGUCGUCAUCUCGACCGCCUGCCACCCAACAGAGAACAUCAUCGCAUCCGCAGCUUUAGAAAACGACAAAACCAUCAAGCUAUGGAAAAGCGACUGCUAAACCCCCACGUUUUUGUUUUGUUUUGGGGGGGGUUAUUCAUCUAUAUAUAUUUUUUUCCUUCUCCAUUGUGUUGUAAGAUAAAAAGACCUUUUUGUAAAGAGCUCCUGAUGGAUGCAGCAAGUUUUGAGUUCAUGAAAUCCCGCGAGGGGAACUCCGCGGCGGACACUCGUCUCACCUCACCUGACACUCGUCAGCUUCUGUCUCAUUAAACGGUGACUUGUUUUAAAGAAUUGUUCUGGUGUUUCAGUAUUUUUCACAGCAUUUGCUUCACAACAGCUCCUGUCCAGUAAAUGUAAUGGUUACUGCUCCUUUGAUUUCUUUAACGUAGUCUCAAACUGUAAAGCGUUGUUUGAUCUUCACACCAGGCUUUGAUUAAAAAAAGACGAGAAUUAAUUUCUUUUACAAAUAAUACCAACGUUGCUAAGUUUCUUCAAAUGUCGAGCGUGAAGCAGAAUGCCUCACAAAAAGACUUUAAAUCAGUAAAUACGUGAAUGAGGGAUAAAAGCUUUUGUCCCACUUAAAACAAUUUUAGUGUAUUAACACAACAGCAACCUGAUGUUACUGUGCUGUAGUAUUUGUACAUAUUACACUGACAUGUACUGCUUUUUAAUGCUUGCUUCUCUCGUAGCCGUGCACAUGAAGCCAGCAGCAUCUGUUGUCUGUAGUUCACCUGGUUUUUGUGGAUUUGUUUUGCGUUUGACAGCUAUAACCUGCAAAUGAAUAAAAUCGGUUUUGUAAAUUUAA
Molecule: messenger RNA, 1956 nt
Organism: Nematolebias whitei (Rio pearlfish)
Lineage: Eukaryota; Metazoa; Chordata; Actinopteri; Cyprinodontiformes; Rivulidae
Gene: wdr5
Product: WD repeat domain 5
Exons: 14
Coding region: 217-1212 (331 amino acids)
Cellular component (GO): Set1C/COMPASS complex
Molecular function (GO): histone binding
Source: RefSeq, a predicted model, not a curated record